Messenger RNA from Coregonus sp. 'balchen', 9338 nucleotides. The record is from the annotation of a GenBank genome assembly. NCBI's taxonomy places the organism in Eukaryota, Metazoa, Chordata, Actinopteri, Salmoniformes, Salmonidae.
ACAUCCAAGGAUGCACAUCAAAACUGGCCUUGUGGACGCCCACCUGUACUGCCUGAAGAAGUCUGUGGUCGACUUCCUCGCUGAUAACAAGUGAGGCCAUUUUACUUUGGUUACGUUCUAAAUGGCACCCUAUUCCCUAUAUACAGUGCAUUCGGAAAAUAUUCAGACCUCUUUCCUUUUUCCACAUUUUGUUACGUUAAAGCCUUAUUCUAAAAUUGAUUAAAUGAAGAAAAAAUCUUCAUAAAUCUCACACAAUACCCCAUAAUGACAAAGCAAAAACAGGUUUUUAGAAAUUUUUGCAAAUGUAUACAAAAUAAAUAAAAGAUACCUUAUUUAUUUAAGUAUUCAGACCUUUUGCUAUGAGACUCUAAAUUGAGUUUAGGUGCAUCCUGUUUCCAUUGAUAAUCUUUGAGAUGUUUCUACAACUUGAUUGGAGUGCAUCUGUGGUAAAUUAAAUUGAUUGGACAUGAUUUGGAAAGGCACACACCUGUCUAUGUAAGGUCGCACAGUUGACAGUGCAUGUCAGAGCAAAAACCAAGCCAUGAGGUCGAAGGAUUGAACUCUUUGGCCUGAAUGUCAAGCGUCACGGCUGGAGGAAACCUGGCAUCAUCCCUACGGUGAAGCACGGUGGUGGCAGCAUCAUGCUGUGGGGAUGUUUUUCAGUGGCAGGGACUGGGAGACUAGUCAGGAUCGAGGGAAAGAUGAACGGAGCAAAGUACAGAGAGAUCCUUGAUGAAAACAUGCUCCAGAGCGCUCAGGACCUCAGAUUGGGGUGAAGGUUCACCUUCCAACAGGACAACAACCCUAAGCACACAGCCAAGACAAUGCAGGAGUGGCUUCUGGACAAGUCUCUGAAUGUCCUUGAGGGGCCCAGCCAGAGCCCGGACUUGAACCCAAUCGAACAUUUCUGGAGAGAUCUGAAAAUAGCUGUGCAGCGACUCUCCCCAUCCAACCUGACAGAGUUUGAGAGGAUCUGCAGAGAAGAAUGGGAGAAACUCCCCAAAUACAGGUGUGCCAAGCUUGUAGUGUCAUACCCAAGUAGGCUCAUGGCUGUAAUCACUGCCAAAGGUGCUUCAACAAAGUACUGAGGAAAGGGUCUGAAUACUUGUUUUUUUUUGGUCAUAAAUUUGCAAACAAUUCUAAAAACCUGUUUUUGCUUUGUCAUUAUGGGGUAUUGUGUGUAGAUUGAUGAGGGAAAAAACAAUUUAAUACAUUUUAGAAAUAAGGCUGUACGUAACAAAAUGUGGAAAAAGUGAAGGGGUCUGAAUACUUUCCGAAGACACUGUAGUAGUGCACAAUAUAGGGAAUAGGGUGCCAUUUGGGAUGCAACCUUUGUCAUGUCAUUUUCUCACAAAUGUGCUUGUGUUUUAUGUUUUAAUGUAUAUCAAAUUAGUUUUUAAAAGGUACCGAUAACCAUCCACAUAAAUGUGAAUACAGUGUAUUGCUAUAUACAGGUGAAAUAUUGAACAGCACCUUUCUUGUCAAGGUUCAUGCUUGUUGAAUUUGAGUUAAUGUAAGAACAGGCUGUGACUGUGGAAAGGCUUUGAGGCUGGUAGGUAUUCUUGUUAGGUGUUAAUUUGUUUUACAAUGUGCCACUUGAGCAGUUUAUUAGGCUUUUAGCCCCCUUGUGUGUUUGUGUCAGAGGUACACCUCAAUCACAACUGUGUUGAUCAUCUCACUUCCUCAUACUCUGGUUUUCUUUUAAACUGCAAUCACUUUGAACCAAUCAGAAAGUCUCAGUUGUUUAUUGCCCAUUCUACUUUUUUUGGUUAACGUAUAUAAUAGGGCCACCACCAUAAAAUGACAUAUAGCUUACAACAUAUAGAAGUCAUUUAAUGGAUCUCUGUGGCCACCACCAGUUUAAAAGAUGUACACCUAAUAAUUAAAAUCAAGGCCAAGCAAUUGAAGGCACUGUUAGAUGCUUAGGGCACUUAGUUGAAGUGUGUCCCAAUUUGAUAAAUGUACAUCCUAUUGAUGUAGCCCCCCCCCCCCCCGCCACCAACAGCAAGACCAAAAGCAGCAGCACAACCUCCUCCUCUGCCCACCCCCCAGUCCAGUACCCCAGUUAGUCCCCCCUGUCCCUUUGUGCUUGUUACACUGUUACACCAUUGUGCGGAGACCCAACAGCUCCUUUAAGUGGUGUUGAAAAUAAGCGCAGGUGGCAUUAACUGGUGAGUGCAUUGACUCACUCACUCGCCCGGCCCACUUUCCCUCCAAAUAGGAAUUUUCUACCGGGGGUUUACAUAAAUACGCUGCAUUGCAGACGCUUGUUCCUGCUGCUUCCCAUUGCAUUUUAAUUAACCAGUCAUCCUGAUAUAAAUAUAAUUUAAUGUUAUCUGUCAACCCAGACUCAGGAGACCUCAAAAGCACUACCCAUUUCUUUCUUUCUCUCCCGCAUCAAAGUAUACUUUUUUUUAUAUAUUCAGCCCCCUUUUUCCUCCAUCCCCCUCUAUCUCUCUCUACCACUCUCUCUCUCCAUCUCUUUCUCUCUAUAUCACUCCCUCUUGAAGCUGCUCUGCUGUGGAGCACUCAAGGAGAAAAAUGGACAGAGUAACUGUUGUUUCUAGAGUGCAGUGCAGGAGAGAGGAGAAGGACAUAGAGUGCAGUGCAGGAGAGAGGAGAAGGACAUAGAGUGCAGUGCAGGAGAGAGGAGAAGGACAUAGAGUGCAGUGCAGGAGAGAGGAGAAGGACAUAGAGUGCAGUGCAGGAGAGAGGAGAAGGACAUAGAGUGCAGUGCAGGAGAGAGGAGAAGGACAUAGAGUGCAGUGCAGGAGAGAGGAGAAGGACAUAGAGUGCAGUGCAGGAGAGAGGAGAAGGACAUAGAGUGCAGUGCAGGAGAGAGGAGAAGGACAUAGAGUGCAGUGCAGGAGAGAUGGAGAAGGACAUAGAGUGCAGUGCAGGAGAGAUGGAGAAGGACAUAGAGUGCAGUGCAGGAGAGAUGGAGAAGUACAUAGUGCAGUGCAGGAGAGAGGAGAAGGACAUAGUGCAGUGCAGGAGAGAUGGAGAAGGACAUAGAGUGCAGUGCAGGAGAGAGGAGAAGGACAUAGAGUGCAGUGCAGGAGAGAGGAGAAGGACAUAGAGUGCAGUGCAGGAGAGAGGAGAAGGACAUAGAGUGCAGUGCAGGAGAGAGGAGAAGGACAUAGAGUGCAGUGCAGGAGAGAGGAGAAGGACAUAGAGUGCAGUGCAGGAGAGAUGGAGAAGGACAUAGAGUGCAGUGCAGGAGAGAGGAGAAGGACAUAGUGCAGUGCAGGAGAGAGGAGAAGGACAUAGAGUGCAGUGCAGGAGAGAGGAGAAGGACAUAGAGUGCAGUGCAGGAGAGAGGAGAAGGACAUAGAGUGCAGUGCAGGAGAGAUGGAGAAGGAGGAGAAAGUAAAAUUGCCUACUGGGCUUACAUGGUAGUUUGAAACCAUGAUUCAGCCUAAUCUUUUUUUACCUUUUAGGAAAGCCAUGAAUAAUGUGUAUACUGUGAAAUUAUCGUGGUUGUUUCAUUCUUUUCUGGUUAGCCGGUAACCCUCAUGAGCAGAGAUAAGCCUAGAACUUAUGAAAGUGUUCAGUACAUGGACAUUAUCCAUGUACACACAAAGGAAUUUCCCCCCUUCUCACCCCCCUCAACCUACUUCCUACUUUUAUCGUUUUGAUUGGCCAUGAGGAAAUACCUGACUCAACAUUGAAAUAUAAUGAGUAGAACGGGGGUCCGCAUGCAGGUCAAUUGCCACGGUCAAAUGUUGUACUCAUUCUGAUUCUAUGUUAUUACUUUUCAAAAGAGUUGGGGGUCAAAUGUAUUUUUACUUUCAGUGAAUGUACCUAUUUCAGCAAUUGAGUAAGUAUUGUAUUUUGUUUUUUUUCUCAAAGAUCUAUCUCUUCGAUUCGGGGAGAGUUAGUCCCGUAUCUCGUCCGCAAACAGUUCUCUAAAUCCAUGAACUCUCCGAAGGUCAACGAUGAAGCUGAUCAAAACCUUAAGAAAAAGGAUGGUAAUGAAACUAUACUUUAACAUUUAAGAGAGUUUCCAUAGUUAGGUUGUAACUCACUUAAUGCACACACACACUCACCUGUGUUUAUCUGCUGUCUGUGUGUGUAGAGAUCCAGAUCUCGUCCAGGGAUGAGGUGCUGCUGCAGCUAACCCGGGACAGGUCCUGUUGGAAUGACCAUCGUGGGGACAUGAGUGAGGCCUACCACGGAGGACGCCUGCGAUGCUACGUGCACAUCAUGGACGAGGGCAUGUGUUACCGCGUCAACACGCUAGCGGCCUACAUCGAAGCCAAUCGCCUGGUAAGUGAGAGAGUGACACUAGAUGUAUUAAUCUGUUUCUGACUGCUUCAUGGCUAGCAUACUCUUCUCAUACACUGUUUUCUUUACCUGUCACAUCAAACUAAUAGUCGGCUCUGUUAGUAACCCUAACUUACAUGUAACUUUUAGAUUUGAUUGAUAUGACCUUUAUCUUUAAGUAUUUCUCUUAGUGAUGAACAUGCUCCCUGAACAUUACUGACAUUAUUGUUUUAUCCUCUUCUAUGAACAUGUAGCCUAUAUUGUCUUGUGUUCCAGGCCCCUAAGCUGUUUGAUGAGCCUGCAGUCCAUCCAUCAGCAGUGAUCUCUGUGCGCUGUCUGGUGAGUAGCUAGCUAGAUGGGUGGUUCUCUUAGAUGUCUGGUACAAUGUGUAUUUUCUGACUGAGUCCAUGAGUCUGUCUGAGUCAUUAGCAGGUUGUAGAAUGAGCGUUGUCUGGUGAGUGAGGAUGCCAUUAGAGUGAGUGUGCUUUGGUUAGUCACAUGCUAUUCUUGUUGUCUAUGAGGUAAGAUGCAGUAGGUGCGUGUCAUAGGGGAUUAAGGGGUGUAAGAGGCAGGGGAGGCCACCAGCAGAGGCCCUCAGCUCCUCUUGCCCUGUUCAACAGUUGGGGAGCUCUUACAGAUGUAGGAUCUUAAUUUGAGACAGUUUGCUACAGCAGGAAAAUAAUCCUGCAGCAACAGGAAAUGUGAAUUAUUAUGUGGAUUAUAAUUACAAAUAUUCUGCAACAGGAUGAUCAAAUUAAGAUCCUACAUCUGUAGGUUGCCUCUCCACUAUCUUUAUGUUCAAACUGUCGAGUUCUAAAAUAUAAUCCUAUAGUUGUUCUGUCUCUUUCCUAUCACUCACAGAUAUAUCAAGAGACUCACUGAUAUAGUGAAAUGUAGGAAAGGAUCAGAGGGAAGUGUACAUUCUGGUGUGGUCUUUUCUGAUUAUGAUCUUUUUUUACUGACAACGUUCUACCAUGUCUGGUUAUUGUCUGCCAGAUUGGUGCAGACAGCAUAAUAGGAGCUUCCUGUCAGAUCUCAGACAAGACAUCAAUCAAGAGAUCAACGAUCGGUGCGUCCUCUACCGUCAGAGAGAAGGUCAAAGUAACCAACUCCAUCAUCAUGCACGGAGUAACCAUCGAGGAGGGGUGAGUAGAGCCUAUUGUAUACAGAUUUGGACCAUUUCUACCACUGUGUCCUUAGACUUUAGAAGCUGUGAUCCCAGGACAUUUUACCAGGUAGUCACACAUUACACUUUAUGGUAGAGAGAAAGCAGUGUAAGCAAUACUGUUAUUUCUAUUUGGAAAAGACGGGGUAGUAAACUCCCUUCCCCAAUUAAGCCCAGUAUAGUGUUGAACCACAAAGGGGAACAAUUAAGUUUCAGAGGCCAGUGUGUAUGGAUGACUCCAGAGUGUGUGUGUGUGUGUGUGUGUGUGUGUGUGUGUGUUUUGGUUUUACUAUCUUAGUGGGAACCAGAGGUCCUCACAAGGAUAGUGAAACAAGGACAAUUUUGACAAAUGGGAAAAUUUCGCCGGUCCCCACAAGGAAAAGGCUUUUUUAGGCAUAGGGGUUAGCUUUAGGGUUAGAAUUAGGGGUUUGGGGUUAAGGUUAGGGUUAGGUUAAAGGUUAGGUUUAGGGUUAGGGGAAAUUGGAUUUUGAAUGGGAAUCAAUUGUUUGGUCCCCACAAGGAUAGUAAAAGUUUGUUUUUGGGUGGGCUGCAGCGCGAGGAGGGGACUGACUGACUGAGGCUUGUUUUAUGUGAUAUGUGGGGGAAACAGAGAACACUAUGUUGACAGUGUCCAUUGGUGUGCAGUGAACCAGAGCACGGUUACAAUGCUAUACAUAAACAAAUAGGUGAUUAAUAUACAUGGUUAAACUAUGCUGUAGCUAGAUUCUCAGCAACAGCGUAUUUCACUUCAUCCAUAUAACUCACAAGCUUUUACAUAUACCGGUAUAUAUUUAUUUUACAUUUACCUCAGUUGUUUUCUACCUUUUUAAAGUUUCAUAUUCAACUAUUUAUUGUGGGUGGAUUGCUGACUAUGUAAAGUAAACCUACUAUGAAUAGUAGUUAUUUUCUUCAGUCUAGCAUUGGGAGACAUUUUUAAUUAAAGUAUUUUCACUCGUGCUGGCUGGUUGAAAGGAUGUCCUGGCUGGUGAUUGAAAAGUGCAAGCAUGACAUGAAUCGCAGGAGAGAGACCACUGAGAAGUAGAAAAGGGGCCUGUUAUUUUAAAUUCAGACAUCCUCAAAUCCUGGGGAAGAGCUUUAUCUGGCAGAGUUUGGCUUAAGCACAGUCGCUCUUAAAGACAGGGGAGGCCAGAGCCAGCGGGGGUACCCUCAUGUCCAAGUUAGUGCAUGCAUAAAGGGAAGGAAAGAAAGAAAGAAAAUAGGAAAAUAAAGAAAUGGCAAUUCUUUCGCAACAUAAAAAAAUAAAAAAAAUGUAAGAGGGGAUUAGCAAAUCCCUGGCAUGUUAAAGAAGGCACUUGCAUUUUUUUGGGCCCUUUGUUUGCAUGUAGGAGUGCUUGUUUACAAAGCAGAGGAUAUUUGGGGGGCUGAGGUCGUGGGGUGGCAGGCGGAGGUGGUGGGUGGUUGAGGUGGGGGGUAGGGUCACAGCAAGGAGGAGCACAGUGUCAGUAAUUAGUGGUGUUUCAGUUGGGCUUCUUUGGUGGUCUCUCUGUUUAAAGCUCCAAUCCUUGUAAUCUCCCAUUGCCAUCAACCCCCCAGCCGGUUCCCUCCCUCCUGCUCACCCCCCUUCCUCUCCCUCCAACCCUACCACCACCACCUGAAUAGAAUGCCCCUGUGCAGCAGCAGCCAAUACAAACCUGCCUGUGUUAGUGGCUGCAGGGCCAAGCUCGUCAGAGUCUCUAGGAGGGAGAGACGUACAUGUUGCUCCCCAGCCCGCCGCACAGAGCUCAGUCUGUUUCUAUCCUCCAGAGGAGACUUAUGGUGGCCUCAGCCUCAGCCCGUUCUGCCAACCCAGGUGGAGCAGAGCAUCAACCAUCCCCGGGUAGGGUUGUUGGUUCCCCAGCUCUCCUGAACUAACCCUAACCCAACACUGCACCACCACCUCAGAGACUUUCCAACUUUUGAUACUCUGAUUGUUAGCAUGCCUCUGCCUGCCACCCAGGGUCUGGAGUUUCACUAUGGCAGUUACACAUGGGAAGAUGAGAUGAAAUCCUGAAUUGAGAUUCAUUGAUUAAUUCAGGAUUUUAUAUUUUAUUGAUCAAAUCAUAUCAAACUUUAUUUAAACAGCAUUUAACAUCUGUGUAAAUGUAGAAUAGACACAAUCAAGGGAAUGAAAGAACAAUUAAUAUGUUUAAAACUGAGUAAAUUAACAGUUAAUUAAGAAUUAAAAGAAAGAUCAAUGUCUACUUACCGUAAAUAAUUGCUAGCCCACUCAAAUGAAUGAGUAUCAAACAAGCCUAAUGUCUGAAACCCUCUUUAGACUGAGCUCAGUACCCAUAAUAAUUACAACAUAGGAUCCAGAAUGGGGGGUUUAUUUCGACAUGGGGUGUGUGCUUGGUCUCAGCCUUGAUGAACACCUGUCUAUAAUGUUUCGGCACCCCCUGCCCUCAACAAAAGAAAAAAUAAACCUGACGGUAUCGAAUACCAUUGGUGUAUUCUAAAUGUUGAUGAUAGUGUAUCAUUUGCACACACGAGGUAGAGGCUGGUGUUUUUCUUUAAUAUGUAUGCUAAUCUAGUCUCUUUAUGAAAAUAAAACAAGACAGCUGAAAACUCUGAGGGGUCAUGUUUCCUUUAAGGGAGGGGUUAGAGGCAGGAAAGGACAAGGCCCUCCCUCUGCUGUGCAAUUAGUUGAAGACAUGAAAGAGAAAUGUUCAUUGUAAAUAUGUUCUUCAUGCUCUAAGAAAAAAAGCUGGCCUGGCCCAGGCAUGUUAAGUAAACAUCAAACUGUGCACAUAAAGUUAUAACGUCCAGAAAAUGUCCUCCUUGAAAUGUAAGCCUGGUUGAGUAGAUGUUCAAAUAUAGUACACAAGAACAGGAUUUUAACUUUGCAUUAGGUCAGAGAGCAAGUGCAAGUGUCCACUGGCCAGAAAUCAACUCCUCUGCGAUGUCUUCGCCAGUACCCACAAGCUGCACAGAGUGAUAGUGUACUAGUUGUCAAGGGGACUGCUGCUUGAUGGUGCUGUGUGUUUGUUCUACAGGUGUAACAUCCAGGGCAGUGUGAUCUGCAGUAAUGCUGUGAUCGGCCGAGGUGCAGACAUCAAAUACUGCCUGGUGGGGAGUGCCCAGCGAAUAGAGCCAGAGGGUGAGCAUACUACUGCAUACUACUGCCUCACCUCACCUUGCCAUCACACACUCAAGUCCCACUCACCUCCACUUCAUCCAGCAGCAGUAGGGUUGCACAAUUCCGGUAACCCAAAAUUCCCAGGUUUUCCAGAAAUCCUGUUUGGAGGAUUCCUGGAAGACGUGGAGACUAUGUAGGAAAUCUGGGAAACUUCCCAACUGGGAUUUCUGGAAAACCUGGGAAUUUGGGGAAAGGUACCUGAGUUUUGCAACCCUAAGAAGCAGGAAAUAACACAUGCUAAUAGCCAUGUAGUAUUAAAGCAGGGAGGAAUGUUUUUUUUAAAGUGUGUUAGGAGUAUUGGAAGUGAACUUGUGUGGGUCAGUGUUUAUGUGAAUGUGAUGCGUUUUAUUCUACGCUUUCUUAGAUUGCAUUAAAAUGUAACCCUCUGUGUAUAAUUCAGCUUUAUUUUUUUUAUAUUCCUAAUCCCCUUGUCCGUACUCCCUAGAUGGAGCUGGGGGGUUGUGUGUGUGUUCCUGUGUGUUAGUCAGUGUGUGUGUUUUUGGGAUUGGGGGGUGGUAUGGGGAAUGAGGGGGCUGGGGGCUGUUGAAUUCCGGGUGGUCCUGGCCUGUUCUCUAACCUCUCCAUCAAUGACACUGCCAGAGGCGCCCCUAAAAUGUCCAGGGCCUGCUCAGCCUAAUUGACUGAGCAACAGGGUGUUGCUUCACCACGGCCCCCUGCACCAAAUACUGCAACAUUUACCCCCCUCCGAACCAACCCCCGUCCGUGUUCCAAGUUCUCAGCCCAGCCCAGUUAUCAGAGUGCGACUGGACC